UGAAGACAAUCACUUCAUCCUUCGAGGUUUCAAAACAACAACCCACCAGAGAAGUUCAUGAUGAUACACCAAACCUUAUCAUCUUCGUCUUCAUCCUUUUCUCCAUUUUUUCCACUUCAAAUCAAAUCUAAAUCUUUUCAAAUGUUCAAUACACCACCACCUUAUUUAUAUCUUAACAAACACUUAACUUUCCCUCUUAUCAUCGAUAACUAUCCAUCACCAUGUUGUUCUCUGCAUUUCUGCACCAACACUUCUGAUUCAACAUCUUUUGAAGUUUCCUACCUCAUCAACAAUUUCGACUUCUCACCACAAUUUGCUUCCAAACUCUCCUCAACUUACAAGGUUCGUUUCAACACUUCCCAAAACCCUGAUUUAGUUCUCAACUUCUUUAGAAACAAUGGUUUCUCAGAAACCCAAUUACGUUAUAUCAUUUCCAAGGCACCAAGGUUACUUUCCUGUGACCCCUCCAAAAGGGUAUUGCCAAAGUUUCAAUUUUUACUAUCCAAAGGUGCUUCUAACUCUGACAUUGUUAACCUUGUCAGUAAGAACCCUAUGGUCCUGUCUCCAAGCUUGGAGAAUCAUAUAAUCCCAACCUAUGAAUUGCUUUAUAGAUUUUUGCAAUCAGACAAGGACAUUAUUGCUGGUGUAGUUCAUAAUCCAGCAUUACUUAGUGACCAUCUUGUGCCACAAAACAUCACAAUGUUGAUUAAGAAUGGAGUUACAGAUUCAAGCAUUGCAAGAUUGUUUCGGACGCGGUCACGAUCAUUGAAUACGAAUACACGUUGCAUGCUGAAGUUGGUGGAGGAAUUGAAGGAUUUGGGUUUUAAUCCUUCAAAAAUAACUUUUGGUAUAGCAUUGGAAGCCAAACUAACUGUAAACAAAACAUUGUGGAAAGAAAAAGUUGAUGCCUUUAAGAAAUGGGGUUGGUCUGAUGAUGAUGUGACAGAAGCAUUUAGAAGGCAGCCUCAUUGUAUGUUGGUAUCUAUUGAUAAAAUUAAUUUAGUGAUGAGCUUUUGGGUCGAUCAGUUGGGUUGGGAUGUGCUUGCCCUUGCAAAAGGACCGUCGGUUUUUUCAAAUAGUUUGGAAAAAAGGAUCAUUCCAAGGGCCUCAGUUGUGCAAUUUCUGUUGAAGAAAGGUUUGCGAAAAAAGGAUGCAAGCUUAAUUUAUCCAUUUGUAAUGUCUGAGAAGUUGUUUCUUGACGCGUUUAUUAUGCGUUUUAAGGAGGAGUCAUCUUAUCUAUUAAAGAUUUAUGAAGAAAAACUGAGUCUUGCACAAACAAGGGACAAAACCGGCAUGUAAUGAUCAAGUUUUCAGCUAUACUGGAAUAAGUUGCUGGUGGAUUCAAAAUGGUUUCAAGUAGCGGUGCAGUUGCAACUGUGGUUGAAUUUCAAAUACCGAAAGUGAAACUAAUUGUGGACAAAUACAGUCAUAAAUAUGGUAGUUAUGUAAUUUUCAACACCUAAAGAGAUACUAAACCUCAAUAUUAACAAGAGAUACUAAACCUCAAGAGAUACAGUCAUAAAUAUGGUAGUUGUGGACUGCAAUUACUCAAAACACUUCUUAUGCAGCGUUUGAAUCUGCCACAUAUUCGUUUGCUGCUUGUUAUCUUUACCUUUUGGCCCACUGAUAUGGAUAUGGUGGAGUCAGAUUUAACUGUGACAUUUUUUUCCAUGUUCUGGAUUUUAUGUGACUGCAUUAUGCAUUUAACAGUGGAAUUGCUUGAACAACUUGUUCCCAGCUGGACAUGUAUAACCUGGUAGAGUUUUUUCUUGAUGCAGUUAAUUGGUUAUUUUGUUUGUGUACUUACAUUUCAUUUUACUCAGUUCAGGUGAUACUUUUUUUAUGAAUCUCACCUAUAAGGCAGAAGCUUUUGUUUGAUGAAGACAAAAUAAAGAAAAUCGUUUAUGAUAAGAAAAAUUAAAGAAAACAAUAGUUGACAUGUUUCAUUUAAUUGCUUGUUCUAUUUAAGAUUUUCUUAAGAUUACUAUACAACUAAAUUGUAUUAACCUUCAAUGAUUUGUACCAUAAGUUAUAUAACAAAGCACCAAUAUGUCAUAACAUUGCCUAAGAUGCUAUCUUCACGACUGCUUUCUUGAUGUAUUGCAGCUUGUGCAUAAAAGUUUUGCUCAGCUGUUUACUUAGUGACUUCCUGAGAAAUCCUAGGUUUAUGAAUCUUUUGCUAGUAUAAAAUGGUGUGAAUAAUUUUUAAUCAUGCUGUUUUUUGCUUUCUAAAAUGACUACUUAAAAAUGGAACUUGUAAUUGAACUUAUAGAUGAGUUUGAAUAAUUUUCUACCUGCAUCAAGUAUCUCAUGGCAGGCAACAACAAGUUUUGUCUUUAGUUCCCUGGCCUUACAAUUGCUGAUUUGAAAUGGACUCUCAGUUAGAGAAAGUUUGACAGCUUCGUCCAUUAAAGUUUCUGGUCCAUUAAAGUUUUGUUUACAGACCGGAAUUGUGAAGAUCAUUGAAAUUAUUGUAUAAGCAUUGUAAAAUUAAUCUUACUGUAGAACACGAAAUUAUUGUAUCUCUUUGAAACUUAGAAUUGUCAAUUAUUGCAUCAGGAGAUUCAGGACAUGCCACAUUAACACUGUUUGUAAGUUUUAACAGAAUUAGAUAACAGAAAUCAUUUCAUGGGUUCUGGUUUUGUCAAUGAUUAGUUAUGUGAUUGGUGUCAAUUGUCUUUCUUGUUCUAUAAGAUAUGUGAACUUUCAGUUUGUUCAAGAAUAAAUUUGUUCUAUAAGAUAUCCAAUCUUCAUCGGAAUUGGAUAUCUCAUCGUUAAAGCAGGACACUGUAACUAAUUUGGGCCAAAUCGGUGGCUGAGAUUCUUUUACUGAAAAUACUUAAUAUGAAAUUUGAGUCAUCCGAUCUCAAAUCAACAACUGAGGUCCACUACAGCAUGAAACUAUGUGGAAUUUCAACAGUAGGGAAUCUAGGUCUGAGACAUAAGACAUCCAAACACUUCAAUUUACAGUGAGGUAUCUGGGCAUAAGUUCAUGCUACGGACCGUUUCGAAGAGUAUCUGGGCUUUAAAAUGUUUUAUGGGCAGGUCCGAAAACAAUAUUUUAGUGAGGUAUAUGAUAGAGUUAAUGCUAAAUUGGCCUCUUGGAAGAGUCGAUUGUUAAAUAAACCUGGUACAGUGGUCUUGGCGAAUUCAGUACUUUCCGCUAUUCCUUUUUAUCGUAUGCAGGUCAAUUGGUUACCUCAAAGUGUUUGUGAUGAUCUGGACAAAAGUAUUCGUCAAUUCAUUUGGAAAGGCACGGACGUUACUGGUAUGCAUCUGGUCUGGUUAGCUGGAAGAAGAUUACUUAACCACGCAGGUAUGGGGGCUUAGGUGUGAGAUGUUCCAGAUCUCAGAAUACUGCCCUCCUUGGUAAGCUGAUAUGGGAAAUCCUUCAGGAUCUAGACAAGUUAUGGGUUCGUCUCUUCAAAGAUAGAUACCUUAAGGGGAAUUUACCUUUUAACGUAACAAUAUCUGGUGGCUCCGUAAUCUGGAAUUCAGUGGCGAAGGUCAUGCGCAUGCUGAGAGAUGGUUUUACUUUUAAAAUUGGUAAUGGUGAGACAAGCUUCGGGUAUGAUUCUUGGGUUAUUAAAGAAAUACUGUGUACGGUUCUACCUUUUGUUGCAAUUAAAGAUACAGCCGCAAAGAUAAAUGAUGUUUGGCAGAAUGGUAUGUGGAAUUUACAAUACCUGUAUACUCCUCUCCCUAAUAAUGUUGUUACCGCUAUUACUAUACUGAUAUUCAGCCCAGGAUUGUUAUACACCUGCCUGAUGUUUGGACUUGGUGUAACUUGACCUCGGGUAAAUAUUUUGUCAAGGAUGCUUAUAAUUGGCUAACAAACCCAGCCCCUUUGAACGAACAUGCAAACUAGCAGUGGA
Molecule: messenger RNA, 3875 nt
Organism: Trifolium pratense (red clover)
Lineage: Eukaryota; Viridiplantae; Streptophyta; Magnoliopsida; Fabales; Fabaceae
Exons: 2
Coding region: 58-1299 (413 amino acids)
Biological process (GO): chloroplast organization; regulation of DNA-templated transcription
Cellular component (GO): chloroplast
Molecular function (GO): double-stranded DNA binding
Source: RefSeq, a predicted model, not a curated record